GCGGCCUGGUGCUUCCUCGGGCGCGCGCCGGGUACGGUGAGCAGAGUCUGCGGCGGAGCUGGCCUCCCGGCCCUCCCCAGGCUCAGGCUGCCUCAGUUGCCCCACCAUCUUGCCAGGGCCCCGUAAGGACCCCUCCAGCAGCGCCCCUGUCACCCGCACACCUCUCCCUAUUGCUCUUCUGAGUGACACUCGCCCGAGGCCCCACGGAGGGGCCAAGCCAGACCCUAUGCGCAGGGCCGCUCCUCCAGCCUGUUUUGCCCACGCGAGCUCCCGCACCAGCGGCACCGUCCCCUCUGGGCUCAGCACUCUGCAGGCCCUGGGGCUCCGCCUAGAGCAGGUGCGGUCUGGCCAGUCCAGCGGAGAGAGGAGCUGAAGGAGGCCAGGCUGUCCAGGGCCAGGUGCGGGGCCAGAGCUGGUCACAGCGUGGCAGCGGAGGCCCUCGAAGCCCUGGUCCCCUGCCUCACGGUGACCAGCAAGCCCGAGGGCUCCACAGGCAGAAGGCGGACCCAGGAGGGCAGGGAAGCCCCGGGUGAGGAAGCGGAGAGGCCCGGGCCUGCGCGCUGGAGUGCCAGGGGCCACCCUGCCCGGGCAGGUGCGGUCCUCAGGGCCGCCUCCGCCCCGCACUAGGCUGCCAGCCUGUCCUUCGCGCACUCCCACCGGACCCAUCCGUCCACCGGCCUCGGCCUUCUGAUCCGCUCCGCCCGCCCCGCUCUUGCCCCUUAGGGUCACAGCGAUCUAUCUGAGCUACGGCACCGGGCACAGGCGGAGCUGGAGGACUCGGGGCCUUCCCAUGGGGCGGGGGGCCGGGGGCGGGGGAAGGCACCGGUGGGCCCUGGAACCAGCUCCCCUGGGAUCCUCCUCGCAGGUCCCCUCCCUCUCACUCCAGCGUCCUGAGGCCUCCUAGUGUGAGGGAGGAGAACAGCCGGAUUCCCCUCCUGAAUUUGGGGGGGGGGCUUGACCAGGACCCAGGAUCAGUCUGGAGAGAACUGGGGGCGACGCGGGGGUCCUGCCCCCCACGCAGUCCGCGGGCGAGAGCGACGCCGGGAGCGGACCGAGGGGCGGCCGGGAGGCUGGCCCCGCCCCGCGGACCCCGCGCGGGUCCCCAGACGGGGGGUGGCGCUGCGGGCGCGGGCGGGCGCCGCGCGCACUGCGGUCCCCGCGCCUCCGCCGCAGAGCGCGCCACGCUCCGCACGCACCUGCCGCCGUCGCCGCCGCGCCGAAACCCGCGCCCCGCGCCCCACGCCCGCGCCCGCGCCCCUCGGUGCCGCCCGGGCCCCGCCAUCGCCUGAGGUCGCUGCGGCCGCCGCCGGAGCCGCCGGAGCCGCCGGAGCCCCCCGAGCUGCCGGGCCGAGGCGCGGGCGCCGCGUCCGGGCCUGCCUUUGAGACAACCUCUGCGGCGGCGGCGCGCGGCCGGGACGCCAGGCUGGGGCAGGUGAGCGCAGGGGGCGGGGGCCGGGGGCGGACUCAGCGCCCCUCCCCACGCGACGGGGGUCGGCCCUCGGGAAGCUCAGGCCUGGCCCAGGCCUCGCCUCUGCUCCUGCCGCGGAGCCUGCCGCCCGGGUCCUCCUGCAGCCAGCGCUUCGGCUAGCUGCCUUCCCUGGGCGCCCUGUCCUGGAGCCAUGGGGCCCACCCAGCCCCUGCCUGCCCCGAUGUCCCGGCCCGCGGCCUGCUGACCUCGGCUGCAGGGGGAGCGCCCCCCGCGCCCCCUCGCCAGCCUCAGCAGCCAGAGACCCUGGGUGAGACCCUGGGCCAGACCCCCAGCCCAGGGCAGCCUCCCACCCCUCCCUGCCCCCGCCUGCCUCCCCCUCCCCCACCCCUUCCUCCUCCUCCCAGGACUGGACCAGAGAAGCCACUGUGGCCACUGGGGGGGGCCCUGCGCCCCCAACUCUCGCCGGCUGUCCCUAGGAGUCCACGGGCCGUCCGGGGACCCCCCCAGGCCUGGCGGGACCAGGAUGCUGCCCUGUCACCUGCCCCCCAGCCCCACACAACGCCCCCACCCACCCGAACAUCCAGUCUGACUGGAGACAGCCGGAUGCCCUCUGACCCCGGGCCCGAGGCGGGCAGUGGCUGGCCGGGCCUCCUCAUGUCCUGCCUGAAGGGUCCCCAUGUCAUCCUCAAGAUGGAGGCCAUGAAGAUUGUCCACCCUGAAAAGUUCCCUGAGCUACCGGCUGCCCCCUGCUUCCCGCCUGCUCCCCGGCCCACCCCAACUCUGGCACCCAAGCGUGCCUGGCCCUCAGACACAGAGAUCAUUGUCAACCAGGCCUGUGGGGGGGACAUGCCUGCCUUGGAAGGGGCACCCCAUACCCCGCCACUGCCACGGCGACCCCGUAAGGGAAGCUCGGAGCUGGGCUUUCCCCGCGUGGCCCCAGAGGAUGAGGUCAUUGUGAAUCAGUAUGUGAUUCGGCCUGGCCCCUCGGCCUCGGCGGCUUCUUCGGCAGCGGCAGGCGAGCCCCUGGAGUGCCCCACCUGUGGGCACUCCUACAAUGUCACCCAGCGGAGGCCCCGCGUGCUGUCCUGCCUGCACUCUGUGUGUGAGCAGUGCCUGCAGAUUCUCUACGAGUCCUGCCCCAAGUACAAGUUCAUCUCCUGCCCCACCUGCCGCCGCGAGACUGUGCUCUUCACCGACUACGGCCUGGCCGCGCUGGCUGUCAACACGUCCAUCCUGAGCCGCCUGCCGCCUGAGGCGCUGACGGCCCCAUCCGGGGGUCAGUGGGGGGCCGAGCCCGAGGGCAGCUGCUACCAGACCUUCCGGCAGUACUGUGGGGCCGCGUGCACCUGCCACGUGCGGAACCCACUGUCUGCCUGCUCCAUCAUGUAGUAGCGCCUGCCUGCCCACCACUGCCCGCUGAGCCUCGCUCGCUGCUUCUUCAGGGACCCGGCCCUGCCCUGCCACCCGCUGACCCUUCCUUCCCCACCAUGGCUUCCGGCCCCACCCCGAGUGGCAUUGUCGCUGCAGCCAACUUUGCCAUUAAAACUCUUUGCCAAAGUUUGCACCUGU
Messenger RNA from Gorilla gorilla gorilla (western lowland gorilla), 2998 nucleotides. It is a transcript of the gene RNF208, whose product is annotated as ring finger protein 208. The coding region runs from base 2033 to 2818 and encodes 261 amino acids. The transcript is spliced from 2 exons. Gene Ontology annotation, molecular function: ubiquitin protein ligase activity. NCBI's taxonomy places the organism in Eukaryota, Metazoa, Chordata, Mammalia, Primates, Hominidae. Gene Ontology annotation, biological process: protein ubiquitination. The record is from RefSeq and is a predicted model, not a curated record.